AUGUCUGAUAAUUUAUAUAAAUCAAAAAAAACCUUACCAUCAUCAUCUUCGACAGCAUCUUUGAUUGAUUUGAAAAAUAAUCAAAAACCAAAUUAUCGUAGAGCUCAGUCUGCUAGUUAUACUACUCAAGAGACUACGUUAAAAGAUCGCCUAAAAAUCAAUAGGAGAAAUACCACGGAGUCUUUUUACGAUAAAAGCUCUACUACUCUCUUUUGGGACUUGGUUGGUAGAGAAAAUUAUACCAUUUCACUGAAUAAUUCUCCUGUUCUAUGUAACAGUUUCUCACCACCCGAGGAAGAUUAUUUUAGUUUUACCUCGGCUUUUAUUUAUAAAUUUGGUUCGUUCUCUUGGCGAUCCAAAAGGUUUUCUUUGCGAGCCGUACCUACUAUGGUCCCUAAAAAAGACAAUAGUUCAAUUAAUUUAUUAACAACAAAAUUUAAAGGUUUACAAUCUAAGAAAGUUCCUGCAAGUAUUACCAGCAUUUUCUUAGGUAAUUUAGAUCAAAACACGAAUAUAAAUAACAACCCUUCUAAGUCACGAGAAGAAGAAAUAACAGUUCCGGAACCAAAAAAAAUUUUGAUGGCUCCUAUUGAACUUCGUGGUAGAAAAUCAGAUACCGAGCCUGUUCUAAAUAUCGAUAUGGCUGAACAAAUACGUCAACAACUUCCAAGACGUGUACGAUUGUCUCCAACGUGGAAUUUAUUAUAUAGCCUUGAUCAGGAUGGUACAAGUAUGACUACUAUGUAUCAUAAAGUAAAAGAUAAAGGACCUUUAAUAGUGGCAAUCAAAGAUAUGAAUGAACAGGUUUUUGGUGCGUUUGUUAGCGAAUCGCUAAAACCGCGUCCUUCUUAUUAUGGAACUGGAGAAUGUUUCCUGUGGAAAUAUUUACUUCCAAAAGAAAGGGAUACAUUUCCACCAAAAAUCAAUUCUUAUUUAUGGACCGGAAGAAAUGAAUACAUGAUAUUGAGCGAGCAUGAUUAUUUGGCAAUUGGUGGAGGUGACGGAAGGGUUGGUUUAUGGAUGGAUUCAGAUUUGGAAAGAGGAUCCUCAGCGAGAUGUGACACUUUUGAGAAUGACAUCUUGUCUUCCUCUCCUGAAUUUGAAUGCAUGGGGUUUGAAGUAUGGGGUUUCAAUUAA
Funneliformis mosseae is the source of this 1137-nucleotide messenger RNA. NCBI's taxonomy places the organism in Eukaryota, Fungi, Glomeromycota, Glomeromycetes, Glomerales, Glomeraceae. The record is from the annotation of a GenBank genome assembly.